This is a messenger RNA of Gymnodraco acuticeps, 1978 nucleotides long. RefSeq names its product enoyl CoA hydratase domain containing 1 (gene echdc1). The coding region runs from base 22 to 981 and encodes 319 amino acids. Gene Ontology annotation, molecular function: enoyl-CoA hydratase activity. NCBI's taxonomy places the organism in Eukaryota, Metazoa, Chordata, Actinopteri, Perciformes, Bathydraconidae. The transcript is spliced from 7 exons. Gene Ontology annotation, cellular component: cytosol. Gene Ontology annotation, biological process: fatty acid beta-oxidation. The record is from RefSeq and is a predicted model, not a curated record.
UUUCAGAGUGACACCAGGCGAAUGUCAGCAAGGAUGGUUCUGUGUGCUGUGAGGCAGCAUCUCCUGGGGGGCAGCCGUGGAGCCUGGGCCAGGUUCCUGCAGAGACAGAGCAGGGGCUGUGUGUACUCCAGCGUCCAUGGCUUCCAGCAGGAGGAGAUCAGAGAGAAGCUGCAGGCCUUUCCUGGAGGCUCCAUUGAGCUGCUCACACAGGAGUCUGGCCUCGCUGUGCUAACCAUCAACUACCCCUCCCGCAUGAACGCCUUCUCCGGCAGUAUGAUGGUGGAUCUGGAGGAGAGGGUGAGCCAGCUGGAGGGCUGGACAGACGGUAAAGGCCUCAUAGUUCAGGGUGCCUCAGGAACCUUCUGCUCUGGAUCAGACCUCAACGCUGUCAGGGCCUUAACCAACCCACAGGAUGGGAUGAAGAUGUGUAUGUUUAUGCAGAAUACUCUUACAAGACUACUCAGUACAUUUACAGAAGAAUGUCCUCAGUGCAGGCUGCCUAUGAUCUCUGUUGCUCUGGUGGAGGGGAGAGCUCUGGGAGGGGGUGCAGAACUCACCACUGCCUGCGAUUUCAGGUUAAUGGCACCUGGCAGUGUGAUCCAGUUUGUACAUAAACACAUGGGCUUGGUCCCCGGCUGGGGCGGUGCCGCUCGACUUGUCCGCAUUGUGGGAAGCCAGAAUGCACUGAAGCUGCUGGGAGGUGCUGUCAAAGUGGAUCCAGAACUGGCCUUGCAGAUUGGACUGGCAGAGGAAGUCCUGCAGGGGGAGGGGACGGGCACCCCCCUGCAGCGGGCUGAGAACUGGCUCAGUGUCUACACAAAGGGUCCUGCCCCAGUGAUCCAGGCUGUGAAGAAGGUGGUGCUGUCAGGGAGAGAGCUCCCCCUGUCUGAGGCUCUGAGGACAGAGAAGGACGUAUUUGGGAUGGUGUGGGGGGGCCCAGCUAACAUGCAGGCUCUGGCCAGUAAGUCCAAACACAGAUGAGAGACCGUCAGCUGCUCAGAUCAGCCAAGAUCUUCAACUGAGACAUUUGUAGAAAGCUCUUUACACAUCUGAAUUGUGUGGAAGAGAACUGUAACAGACUGACCUCAAUAAACGAUUUAGUUAUAAAAUGUAGACUCUGGAAAUGUAGAGGCACAGAAUAAAGGGUGAAACUUCAUCAUUUCAAUAAAUCAGAUCACGGCAUCAUACUCUUAUAAUUAGAGAUCCGUCAUUAUCACAUACUUUAAUGGUUGUGAUGUAUUUGAUUUGUUUCUCUUAAUGUGACAUUGUAACAACUCUUUGGUACUGGUACUUGUGGGGGAAACUUCUGAAGCAAUUGGAGUCAGAACUCAGAGAGACACGAGGAGAGCUGGAGCUUUGAUGGCAAACACUGACGGGUUAUUUGGAGCUUCGGCCGGAGAAUUCACGAGACAUGUCACGGGCCACGAUCCGACCACACGGUUGAGAUGCCUCAAUCAAUUCUGAAGCACCCUCCUGUAGUUCCAGGUUUUAACUAGUUCAGAGUGUAAUAAUCAACAUUCUUCAAUAGAUAGACUAAACAGCUGCGGACACUGAAUCACAUUUGUUGUCGCUUAUGGCUCGAGGUCAUCUCCACCCUGAGAAGGAUGUGUUCCAGGUGUCCCACAACAAUAACUAUCUCUGACGGAGAGUUGCCCGGUCAUAAAUGGGUAACAACAACAAAAUGCAAAGAUAACGGCUGCUCAAGGCUGGGCAUCUGCGUCAGAGGGCGAAGGAAGACAUGCAGGGCAUAUCAUUCCCUGACAGUACUGAUAUUUGUUGGUAAUAUUGCAAACAUCGUAGUAUUUCCAGGUGUAAAAACUGAAUUAACAGCAUAAACAAAAACUCCAUUGUUGUUGCGUAGGGGUUAUAUUUUCUCUUUACAAUGAAAUAUUUGGCAAAUCUAGUGUCAGGUGACCUUAUAAUGUUUUGGUUUCAGUAAUACUCUUUAUAAUGAUGCUGUAUAGAUGUAUUAACCCUC